AUGGAAAAUAUAACUUUAAAGCCUCUGGAGAUGGAAAAAAAUUUAUCUACGGGAAUUAAGAAGGUUAGUAUCGGCAUACCUAAUGAUCUUUCUUUCUUCAUACUUUCAAAAUUAUCUGCAAAAACUUUGAAGCGUUUUGAAUGUGUAUGUAAAUUAUGGACCCUCUUAUUUCAAAACUCUUACUUCAUGAGCCUAUUCUGCAAAAACCUCUAUAAUCAUUCUUACUAUGGUUAUACAUCUCUUCUCCUACACCUACAUCAUAAAACGACAUCGAGCGAUUUAUUAUAUUCUCUAUCAGAUAAGCACUUUGAGAAUAAGAUCAAAUUAAAUUGGCCAAAUCCUAUUCAAAAGGAAGAUCUCGAAUUUGAUAUUUUGGGGUCUCGUAGUGUUAACGGGAUUCUUUGUCUAAUAAUUAGUUCCCUCCAAACAAAUACAAGACUUGUAUUGUGGAACCCUGUUAGUGAGGAAUUCAAGGUUGUUCCUACCAGCUUUCGUGAGUCUGUACCACCAUAUAUGGAUAUUGAAAUUACUCGAUAUGGUUUUGGUUAUGAUUCUGAUAGAGAUGACUACAAGGUGAUUCGACAAAUAAUGUAUAAUCCAAAUAGCGAUAGUGAAAGUGACAUUGAUGAUUUGUCAUCUGAAGAUAUAUAUUACCAAGUCUUUUGGGAGAUUUAUAGUCUACAAAGUAACUCUUGGAAGAAACUUAAAUCUAAUCUCCCUAAUAAUUAUAUAGAUCGAGUAUUGUGUCUUGACGGAAUGUGUCACUGGUGGGGUGAAGAAGGCUAUAGUAAUGAAAAUUACGAUGAAGCAUACCUACUAUCAUUUGACAUAAGUAAGGAGGUAUUCCUUAUAACACCCAUACCCGAGGAUAAUUUUUUUAGAUCUAUGCUUUAUUGGGAAGACUUAGUAGUAUUAAAUGGUUGCAUUGCUUUAAUCUCAAAUCACAUUAAAAACUAUCCAAGUGAUGAUAUUUUUCAUAUAUCAAUUUUGGGAGAAGUUGGUGUGAAAGAAUCAUGGAUUAAAUUCUAUACUGUUUGGCCUUUUCCAUACAUUGAGCAUCCGAUUGGAGUUGGAAACAAUGGGUAUAUAUUCUUGAUAGGGAAUAAUGGGAAAUUAGUUUGUUUUAAUGUAAACACUCAGAUGGUUGAGGAGCUCGGUUAUGUAGGACAUGGAUUUAAAAGUAAGAUAAUAAUUUAUGAAUGA
Vicia villosa (hairy vetch) is the source of this 1203-nucleotide messenger RNA. RefSeq names its product putative F-box protein At3g25460. Gene Ontology annotation, molecular function: protein binding. Bases 1 to 1203 code for a protein of 400 amino acids. The transcript has a single exon. The record is from RefSeq and is a predicted model, not a curated record. Lineage: Eukaryota; Viridiplantae; Streptophyta; Magnoliopsida; Fabales; Fabaceae.